Messenger RNA from Panicum hallii, 2592 nucleotides. RefSeq names its product ABC transporter G family member 17-like. Lineage: Eukaryota; Viridiplantae; Streptophyta; Magnoliopsida; Poales; Poaceae. Bases 1 to 2592 code for a protein of 863 amino acids. Gene Ontology annotation, cellular component: membrane. Gene Ontology annotation, molecular function: ABC-type transporter activity; ATP hydrolysis activity; ATP binding. The transcript has 4 exons. The record is from RefSeq and is a predicted model, not a curated record.
AUGCCGGCUGCUGGUGGCCACCGCGCCGAGCGGGCGGAGAGGCCAGCCGGCCACCGCGUGGAGCGGGCCGAGAUGCAGGCCACCACCCACGCCGCGGAGCGGGCGGGCGAUACCCGGAGGACGGCGGCGGCGGAGAUGCCCGCACGGCGGACGACGGAGCGGAAGAAGAGCCUGGAGAGCUUCCUCGACGCCCCGGACAACGCGCGCGGGGGGCAGCAGCAGCACCAGCACCGCGGCAGCGGUGGCCAUGUUCCCGUGCGGCCGGUGCCGGCCCCGGGUGAGAAGGUGAUGAGCUUCCCCGGGCAGGGGCUGGAGUUCAAGGAGCUGUCCUACAGCGUCAUCAAGAAGCAGAAGAAGGACGGCGUCAAGGUCAAGAAGGAGGUGUACCUGCUCAACGACAUCUCCGGCCAGGCGCUCCGCGGCCAGGUCACGGCGAUCCUCGGCCCCAGCGGCGCCGGCAAGUCGACGUUCCUCGACGCGCUCGCCGGGAGGAUCGCCAGGGGGAGCCUCGAAGGGUCCGUCAGCGUCGACGGACGUCCGGUGACCACGAGCUACAUGAAGCAGAUUUCAUCCUACGUGAUGCAAGAUGACCAGCUGUUCCCGAUGCUCACGGUGCUGGAGACGCUGAGGUUCGCGGCCGAGGUCCGGCUGCCUCCAUCCCUCUCCAGGGAGGAGAAGCUGAAGCGGGUGUGGGAGCUCAUUGAGCAGCUGGGUUUGCAGACAACAGCUCACACGUACAUUGGGGACGAAGGGAUACGAGGCGUCUCUGGUGGGGAACGCCGCAGGGUGUCAAUUGGCAUAGACAUAAUCCAUAAACCAUCUCUGCUGUUUCUCGACGAACCGACCUCCGGUCUUGACUCCACUAGUGCACACAGUGUGGUGGAGAAAGUUAAGGAGAUUGCCAAAGGGGGAAGCAUUGUGCUGAUGACAAUUCACCAGCCAUCUUUCAGGAUUCAGAUGCUUCUCGACAGAAUUGUCAUCCUUGCAAGAGGAAGGUUAAUCUAUCUAGGCACUCCAAUAACACUUCCCACAUACCUUGCUGGAUUUGGUCGUCCAGUACCUGAUGGAGAGAACAGCAUUGAGUAUCUCCUGGAUGUCAUCAAGGAGUAUGAUGAAUCAACACUAGGACUUGAGCCUUUGGUUGCCUACCAGAGGGAUGGCAGCAAACCCAAUGAGGCGGCUAAAACUCCAAUACCAAAGACACCAAGAACACCACAUCAGAAGUCAGUGCAGUUCCGACAAAUCCAGCUCAAAAGCAACCAGUUCUCUGUCACAACUGCAACACCUCAUGCUCAUCCCUUCUCAAAUUACGAAUCCUACAAUAUUGAUGACGAGGAGGAAAAUUUUGACAACUCUCUUGAGAGGAAGACACAGACACCAUUGCAUACUGGAACCUCAACCUAUCAUCCAAGACUAGCUUCACAGUUCUACAAGGAUUUUUCAGUUUGGGUUUAUCAUGGUGUCACAGGGACACCAGUGUCCCAUCGUAAACCUACAUGGACCCCAGCUCGAACACCAGCUAGGACCCCGAUGUCAAGCUACCAGCGCAGUCGUGUGGCUACGCCACACCAUCAACCUCCUCCAUCACCCCAUGAGCCAGUUUUCAAGCCAGAGGAGCCAACCUAUCAUGAGUACCAGCUUGACCUUGAACCAUUAGAUGCCCCUGAGGAUGGUCCUAAGUUUGCUAAUCCAUGGCUCAGGGAGGUUGCUGUACUUUCAUGGCGUACUGCACUGAACGUAGUUCGCACACCAGAGCUAUUCCUCUCCCGGGAGAUUGUUCUCACAAUCAUGGCACUCAUCCUUUCAACACUCUUCCACCGCCUCAGCGAUGCAAACUUCACAACCAUCAACCGCCUCCUCAACUUCUACAUUUUUGCUGUCUGCCUUGUCUUCUUCUCCUCCAACGAUGCUGUUCCCACAUUUAUCCAAGAGCGCUUCAUCUUCAUCCGUGAGAGGUCCCAUAAUGCAUACCGUGCUUCAUCUUACGUGAUAUCCUCCCUUAUUGUCUAUCUCCCAUUCUUUGCUAUUCAGGGCUUCACCUUUGCGGUCAUCACAAAGUUCAUGCUUCAUUUACAAAGCAAUCUGGUGAAUUUCUGGAUCAUACUUUUUGCUUCUCUCAUAACAACUAAUGCCUAUGUAAUGUUGGUCAGUGCACUUGUUCCAAGCUACAUCACGGGAUAUGCUGUCGUUAUUGCGACAACAGCACUCUUCUUCCUCACUUGUGGGUUCUUCCUGAAGCGCACAAAGAUCCCUAUUGCCUGGAGGUGGCUCCACUAUAUCUCUGCGAUAAAGUAUCCAUUUGAGGCAUUGCUUGUGAAUGAGUUCAAAGGCAGUCGUUGUUAUGUUGGCACACAGAAUGAGCUUUCACCUGGACCUCUGGGACAAAUCAAGCCAAGUGACCUUCAUAUCAGCCUGAAUUUGAACUCGACAUCAACGACAUGUCCCCUGAUAGGCCAGGAUGUGCUCUCCACCAUGGAUAUAACAAUUGAUAACAUCUGGAUAGAUGUUGGAAUUCUCCUUGCUUGGGGUGUCCUCUAUAGACUUUUCUUCUAUGUGGUCCUGAGAUUCUACUCCAAGAAUGAGAGGAAGUAA